Molecule: messenger RNA, 702 nt
Organism: Trichosurus vulpecula (common brushtail)
Lineage: Eukaryota; Metazoa; Chordata; Mammalia; Diprotodontia; Phalangeridae
Gene: IL17B
Product: interleukin 17B
Exons: 4
Coding region: 1-702 (233 amino acids)
Biological process (GO): inflammatory response
Cellular component (GO): extracellular region
Molecular function (GO): cytokine activity
Source: RefSeq, a predicted model, not a curated record
AUGUCAGGGCUGUUAUGGGCCUUAGAACACAGAACAGAGAAGUCCAAGAGAGACAUCCCUGCCGUUGCUGCUGCUGCUGCUGCUGUCAUCGACUGGUUCCCUACAAUGCCUUCAGCUCACACUCUGCUUGGACUCCUUGCUGUCUCCAUCUUUCUCUCCCUGACACUGGGUGUCCCAGGGCAGCCAAAGACCAAACUCCAGAACCCCAAAGGAAAGAGGAAAGGGGCAGCGAGGCCAAAAGUUCUUCCCUCAAUGGCUCAGGGACCCUUAGACUUGGUCCAAAGGGUGAAGCUGCCGGGGGAGAAGGUGUUUGCCUUAAUGGAAGAAUAUGAGAGGAGCAUUCAGGAGAUGGUGACCCAGCUGAGGAACAGCUCAGAGCCAUCCAAAGGCAAAUGUGAGGUCAACCUGCAGUUGUGGAUGUCCAACAAGAGGAGCCUGUCCCCAUGGGCAUACAGCCUGAAUCAUGACCCAGCUCGAAUCCCUGUGGACCUCCCCGAGGCCCGCUGCCUUUGCCUAGGCUGUAUCAAUCCCUUCACGAUGCAGGAGGACCGAACCAUGGUGAGCGUCCCUAUUUACAGCCAGAUCCCAGUUCGUCGCCACCUCUGCUCCUUGUUUCCCCGGGCUGGCUGGAGGCAGCAGAAGGCCUGUGCCCCAAGGCCUGUCAUGGAGACUAUCGCUGUGGGCUGCACCUGUAUUUUCUAA